Eublepharis macularius is the source of this 4452-nucleotide messenger RNA. RefSeq names its product protein phosphatase, Mg2+/Mn2+ dependent 1A (gene PPM1A). Lineage: Eukaryota; Metazoa; Chordata; Lepidosauria; Squamata; Eublepharidae. Gene Ontology annotation, cellular component: cytosol; nucleus. The record is from RefSeq and is a predicted model, not a curated record. Bases 357 to 1505 code for a protein of 382 amino acids. Gene Ontology annotation, biological process: positive regulation of canonical Wnt signaling pathway; positive regulation of canonical NF-kappaB signal transduction; protein dephosphorylation. Gene Ontology annotation, molecular function: manganese ion binding; magnesium ion binding; protein serine/threonine phosphatase activity. The transcript has 6 exons.
CGCUCGCUGGCUCGCCUGAGGGACUCGAGCGGCGCCGAGGGAGAGCGGAGCGGGGCGAGCCUUUCUGUGGCGCGGCCGGCCGGCGCGGAGGGGAAGAGCCGGGCCAGCCGGGGCGUGGGUUCGGCAGGAGCGAUGCGCGCUCGGUGCCCCCCCUGGGCCAGAGCGGACGAGCAGCAGCGGGAGGAAGAGAGGCGGCGGCGGCUGUCGUCGCCUCCGCCGUGCGAAUGAACUGAGGCCCAGGCCCCUCGUCGCCGGCCAGGCCCGCGCCGCCUCUGGCCCACCCGCCUCUCCGGAGCGCCGAGCUGCCUCCGACUCCCCUUCCUUUCUGGCAGCCGGAUCUGAAAGGACAAGACAUCAUGGGAGCAUUUUUAGAUAAGCCAAAGAUGGAGAAGCACAAUGCCCAAGGGCAGGGCAAUGGACUACGUUACGGGCUAAGUAGCAUGCAAGGUUGGCGCGUUGAGAUGGAGGAUGCACAUACAGCUGUAAUUGGCUUACCAAAUGGACUUGAUCGAUGGUCUUUUUUUGCUGUGUAUGAUGGGCAUGCUGGAUCCCAAGUUGCCAAAUAUUGCUGUGAGCAUUUAUUAUAUCACAUCACACACAAUGAUGAUUUUCUAAUGGGUGGUGGUCCACCCUCCGUGCAAAAUGUAAAGGCUGGAAUCAGAGCAGGUUUUCUGCAAAUUGAUGAUCAAAUGAGGCUAAUCUGUGAGAAGAAACAUGGUGUGGACAGAAGUGGGUCAACAGCUGUGGGGGUCCUGAUCUCUCCCCAGCAUACCUAUUUUAUCAACUGUGGAGACUCUAGAGGUUUGCUUUGUAGAAACAGGAAGGUUUAUUUCUUUACAGAAGAUCACAAGCCGAGUAAUCCACUGGAGAAGGAGCGCAUACAGAAUGCAGGUGGUUCAGUAAUGAUUCAGCGUGUGAACGGAUCCCUUGCUGUGUCUAGAGCACUUGGAGACUUUGAUUACAAAUGUGUCCAUGGGAAGGGCCCUACAGAGCAGCUCGUCUCCCCUGAGCCUGAAGUUUAUGAAAUCGAGAGAUCAGAAGAUGAUGAUCAGUUCAUCAUUCUGGCUUGUGAUGGUAUCUGGGAUGUUAUGGGAAACGAAGAGCUGUGUGAAUUUGUAAGAUCAAGACUGGAAGUCACCGAUGACCUUGAGAGAGUUUGCAAUGAGAUAGUCGACACCUGCUUGUACAAGGGUAGCCGAGACAACAUGAGCGUGAUACUGAUUUGUUUUCCAAAUGCACCAAAGGUAUUACCAGAGGCAGUGAAGAGAGAGACAGAGCUGGACAAGUUCCUGGAAAGCAGAGUAGAAGAGAUCAUAAAGAAGCAGGGUGAAGGAGUGCCGGACUUAGUCCACGUCAUGCGUACGUUACAAACGGAGAACAUCCCAAACCUUCCACCAGGGGGUGAAUUGGCGAGCAAACGGGGUUUGAUUGAAGCAGUUUAUAACAGACUGGUCCCUUAUAGAAAUGAUGAGACUGACUCUGCAUCAACGGAUGAAAUGUGGUAAAACUGCCAUCUGAGCUGUGGAGUUUACAUCCAUCCUCUCUGUGGAAAACGCACCCAACUCACAGUGACCCUUCUUAACGUCCAUCCUCCACCUUACUUAAAGAAGGGGGAAAGAUGUGUCGGCGAAAGUGGCGACACCAGGAAUCAGCAGUCCUACACCUACUUAGCCCAGGAACUGAUGAUCUAUUUUGCAAAACACCCUCUGUAAACGUGAUAUUGAAAACCAUAAUGUUGUAAAUUGGACUCUGAAAACAAUUUAUGUUGUAUGAUUUUUUUUUGUUUUGUAAAGUGCAAUUGUGGUUGUACAAAAUGCUUAUUUAAUAAUGAUCUGCUUUACAUCACUCAAGGUUAGAUUAAGUGCUUGGUUUGUUGUUCAGUGCAACAAAUACCCAGCCCUUUUCCAUUCAUAUUUGUGGUUCUGGACUGCUGGGAGCAGCAACCUAGCCAGCUAAAUGCUCAGGAGGUGCACAGAAAUAUAAAAAGGAUAUUUUAUGUAAAGCAGAACAUCUAAGUUAGAUCAUUGGUAACUGCAGUAUGGAAAAUAACUGGAAUACAGUUCAUUCUCCAUCAGACUUUUAAUUGUCUUGUUCUCGAAUUCCUCCAGGGAGCCUAAAACUCCCACUGAAAUGUGUGGGAGGUUUAGCAGAAAUAGGGACAGGUUUGCCAAUAUUGGAACAUUGCCUUUAUAACUACAAAUUCGGCCUGGGCGAGGGAGGGGGGGCUGUGGAAUAGGGAAGAUUUAAAAUGCCUUGAUUAUUUGCACCUUUUUUUUAGAACAAAUCAUUUGGCUGUAUCCUAUUGCUCUGCUAAGGGUAGUGCUUUCCUCUGGUGUAGUAUUUGCGUUGGAGGAUAACACCGCUGUAGUAAGCACAGCAGAGUGGUAGGAGGCAACCCUUUACCCACAGUUAAUUCUCUGUUGUAUGAAAGGCUGCAUCUUUCUAUAUUCAGUGGGCGCCUGCUUCAUUUUUAUUCUCCUGAUCGGCUGGACUGGCUGCUGUUCUGAGUAAAAUAUUUUGAAUUCCAUUUUGUCAAUAAAGCUUGAUUUAACAAACAAGAAAUUUAACAAUAUAUGUGUAAUUCCUCCCUCCCCUGUCUUCUGAAAUAUUUGUAAAUGAGAUGUCAUAUGUGGAUAAUUAUUUUUUAUUAAAUUGUUGCCCAUUUAUGAAAUGGGAAGAAACCUUGACUGUUGCCUAAGGCAUAGAUGGACUCUUUUUUCCCCCUCAGUUAGUGGGUAGUAUGGCUUGAAAAAAUGGAAUAAUCUAUUUACAUGAUUUUUUUAUUUUGUGAGAACCACCUGAGUUUAUAUUUUCUUUUUGUUAAUGAAAAUUCAUUUGUCAGAGCCUUGACAAUCUUACCUUUUAUGGUAUGUUUUAUAUGACCCCUGUUAACUUAGAACAAAAAACCCUGCUAGUGAUUUAACAAUGUGUCAUUUGAAAUACAGCAUGUUCAAAAUAUUAAGUGUUCAGAUUUAACUGAAGUUAAAAAAACCUGUAAAAGUAAUACAACUAAUUUGACUUUUAUUCUACAGAGCAUACAAAUAACUUUUAAAAUCAGUCAGGUGUUUGCAGAAUUACUAUUUCAUGCACCUUGUAUUUUGUCUUUUUUUUAAGUUGAAGAUAUUGUAUGAUUAAUAUGUAGCUUUCUGUAAGUUCAGUCAGCAGAUGCCCCCCCCAAAAGAAAAUCAACAAAAUAUAAAUAGGCUGUAGCAAUGUAGUUAGAAAUUUUUUUAAAAAGGUGUAAAAUGUACCUUUUUAUAGGAAGCAAUGUACAAUGUGUUUUUUUCUAUAUCUGUCUUUCUCCCCCCUAACUUUGAAAUAUACAUUUGUGUGUAUAUAUAGCCUUAAAACUAUUGCAGAGUUAGGGAUUGUUGAACAGUGAGACAGUAAUUUAAGUAACUGUUUCAAUUAAGAGUAGCGUUAUACCAGCAAACACUUUAUUUUAUCCCUCUUGUUUGUGUCAGGUGCUUAAACUUAACAUCAUUGUAUUCAGUUUGUAACCCUCAUUCAGAACAUAAGUGAAAAAAGCACUAUUUGUAUUUAUAAAUUUUUAGCAAUUUGGGGGUUAAAGAACCAAUCCCUCACAUGAUCUACAAAUCAAUGCUUAAAAUAAAGAAUUUCUUUGAGUUCAAACUAUAAAGUUGUCAGUGGUAGCUUCACGAGCACCUAAUUAAGACACAUGUUUGAAAUGCUACAUGGGAAGCUAGCUGAGAAAGCUGAACAGGCGCUAGUGCUGGAAAGAAAACUGUUCCUUUUUUUUCCUGUGUAAAAGUAGUCAUAGUUCUAAAAAUCGCAAAACCUCUGACCGGGUGGAAGCUAAGGUUUAAAAUCUUUAAAAAUCGCAAGUAGAAAGCCAUAUGUUAAACAAUGAUAAUUUUAAGUGUCAUAAUGACAUAGCACGUAUUUUAAAGUUGCUACAGGUGCACCCUUUAAAAAUAUAUAUUUUGUUGUUACUAUUAGUGCUGUCAAAGGGUCGUGGGCUAAAAGAAGCUCAGCGUUUGCAGAUUCCCUUACCUUACGUUUGGCACUUUAAAGUGGUCAGAGCACUGUGUCAGUUAUGCCUGCUUAAUACACUGCUAUUUUAUGUAUACCAAAAUGAGAUUAAAUCCAUGUAUUCAACGCAUCACAUUCUAGCAAGGGACUUACUCUUGUUCAUAAGUCUGCAAAAAAGAGAAAAAAGCACUUUUCAUUUUUGCAACUUUUUUAAAAAAAUGCUAAAAAAUGUUGGAACACCUCAGGGGCAAUGCAGCAAAGCUUUGAAGAAUUGUGUGCUAUUUAUUUCCCUAACUGGAGGGGGAGGUGUGGUUUCCUGUGUGCUGAUAAAAUAAAGUAAUAUGAUGGUCCCAAAUUUAUCUAAAAGGUGUUGAUAUUUUGUACAUCUGGGUGUUUUUUUUUUACUUUAUAUGCAUGCUGCUUUGUAUAACUUCAUUAAAUUUCUGACUUACUAUAGUA